Molecule: messenger RNA, 1572 nt
Organism: Colletotrichum navitas
Lineage: Eukaryota; Fungi; Ascomycota; Sordariomycetes; Glomerellales; Glomerellaceae
Exons: 1
Coding region: 86-1198 (370 amino acids)
Molecular function (GO): protein binding
Source: RefSeq, a predicted model, not a curated record
CCUCCAACUUGACGGCAUCUCUUGGCUUCCAACCACUCCACUGCUCAACAUCGCCGUGUAGGUGUACGACAAGCACGACGGAAUCAUGGCUGCUGUCCCCAAAGAGCUCGUCCUUGCCAUCAUUGACUCCGUCCAAGACAUGCCCACUCUGGCCGCCGUCGCACGUACCUGUCGCUGCUUCCACGAAAUGACGCUUCCGUUCCUACACACCAAAGCCCUUGGCCGGGAUGACGCCGAGGUAGACAAGCUGAACAUGGUUACUGAUGACGACCCGUACACCCUUCCUUUGGUAUUAUGGGCCACUGCCUCCCGCGACUUGCCUCUCCUCGAGACGAUUCUCGCCUUACGGCCUUCGCACUUGACGGCACGCUUCCGCUAUCCAGCCACAACCUGCCGUGGCCACUGGCCCUGGCGGAGGGAUAUCGACGUGAGCGUAGGCCACACGACGGCGCUUCACAUUGCCGCCUCUACGGGCGACCUUUCCGUCCUACAGUGGUUGCUUCACCAUCACCACCCGUCGCCCUGCGGUGGCAGCCCGGCCCUUGAUCAGCUGUCACGAUACGCUUGCGUGUGCCCGUCACGUCAUCUGAUCAUUCUCCAGCUAUUCCACGUCAUCUACGAUCCAGAAGAGGCCCCCCGUGCUUCCCCCCUACACUUGGCUCUCUGCCAUGGCCACAUGGAUUGCGCUAGGCUGUUGAUCAAGUGUGGCGCCGACUGGUCUCGUCCGUUACCGGGGUCCCACGGCGUUACCGGCCUCAUGAUUAUAGUCGCCAACGGUCUGGUCCCUCUCUUUGAGUGGCUCCUCUCGCAAGGACUGAUCACGGCAGCCGCCGCCAACGAGCGGGACGACCUCGGCCUAGGAGCUCUCAACUACGCGUCUGCCUGCCGGGACGGUGCCGCGGCCGAGUCGAUGGCAAGGAGCUUAAUGCUCAUCAUCGGCAGGGGCGGUUCCACAGACCUGCAUGGCCCAAACUACGUCUACGAUAACGCAUCCCCAUCUACGGCGGACCAUGACGUCGAGCGGAACUACGAACAGAUUCGUAAGUACAGUCGAGACGUCGAGGCGUGCCCCGUCUAUACUGCCCGGUGCGCAGGCAACGACCGUCUCUUAAAGGAGCUCUGUCGAAGAAGCACACCCGACUACCACAAGGAGUGCCUGCUCACGGCGGACUGGCAGAUGAGGAAUGGUCAGCGCUGACAAGGCCGAGUGGCAACAAGCAGAGGGGACAUGUGUGUUAUUGCCAGCCGGUUCCAUCAAGGAUUCAUGGCAGCAAUGCGCUUUUCAAGCUGCUCGCCGCACCCUGUGUCGAUGGCAAUCCCGGAUGGGCUCCAUACGUCGCACCCAUGCCAGGAGGCUCGUGAGUUGUAUCGGAAAAGACGGCAAGUCGGAAUAGGUUCAGUUGACAGCAACUAUAAUGGCGACAGUGAGGAUAAGAGUGUCGGUGGAGGAAGUGUUAUGUGGGAUAGAAACUAGCCGUGUCCAAUCGCUUGUACCUAGAUAGGAAGUCAGUGCGGCCCUGGGCACACAGUACCUGCAGGCAUUUUACUCAAUAUCAGAAGCGCCGUUAGGAC